GAAUAGAUGCUCUUUUGUCAUAAUUAUUUUCCCUGUGCAUUAUUUUUGCGAAAAUUUAUCUAUCGUUUAUAUUUUGUUUCGUAACUAAUCAACAUAGAAUUCUAAUUAAUAACAUCAUAAAUUAAUAUUAUUUAAAAAUUUUGCUCUAAUUUUUGGCCAUCGAAUAUCGUAAAUAUGUUGACUCGUACAAAUAUACAUUUGCAAUUACAAACUUCAUUAAUGAAGAGGAUUAAUACUAUAAUGACAGGCAGUAUGAGAGCAACAGAAAGUUCAGAAGUAAAGAAAGAAGAAUCGGAACGUAUGAAGCAAUUUCAUGAGAAACUUAAAUUACAACCGAUGCCACGUGUACCACCACGUGAACGUUUCGUCGAUUUGGUUUUGGUGGAAACUGAUCCUCAAACUGGAGAAUUAAUCACAGAUAACGAAAAGGAACCAACCAAAUGGGGUGAUUGGCAAAUUGGUGGAAGGGUAUAUUUGGAUAUUGGGAACAAUAUUAAUUUAGCUCACGGGACAUUUCGAGACAACAAUGUCUAACACAAGAUUCUCUGA
This is a messenger RNA of Vespula pensylvanica (western yellowjacket), 549 nucleotides long. RefSeq lists its product as uncharacterized. The record is from RefSeq and is a predicted model, not a curated record. Lineage: Eukaryota; Metazoa; Arthropoda; Insecta; Hymenoptera; Vespidae. The transcript is spliced from 4 exons. The coding region runs from base 175 to 534 and encodes 119 amino acids.